Molecule: messenger RNA, 4327 nt
Organism: Elgaria multicarinata webbii
Lineage: Eukaryota; Metazoa; Chordata; Lepidosauria; Squamata; Anguidae
Product: desmoglein-1-beta-like
Exons: 16
Coding region: 145-3861 (1238 amino acids)
Biological process (GO): homophilic cell-cell adhesion
Cellular component (GO): desmosome; plasma membrane
Molecular function (GO): calcium ion binding
Source: RefSeq, a predicted model, not a curated record
AGCCACAGGUUCCUCCAGAGCCUGGGUGAGAGAACAUCGGUGAACUGUCUUUUUACAGACACUGCCAUCAGGGGGGGGAGGGAAGGGCACAAGCCACCUGGAGUGUUAUCGUCCCCUUCUUGGACUUAAGAGACAACAGAUGCAAUGGACUGGCUUCCUUACAGAACAGCUGCUGUGCUGUUCAUUUUAAUGGUGUCCCUGGAGUUCAGCACUAGCAGUUUUCAUGUUGAGGUGAAAGAAUGGAAUGAAAAAGGUGGGGAGAGAUGGAAAACAUAUCGGAGGCAGAAACGAGAAUGGAUUAAAUUUGCUGCAGCCUGUAGGGAAGAAGAAGAUAAUUCAAUGAGAAACCCAAUUGCCAGGAUCCGAUCCGAUUGCGACAAAGAUCAACCAAUUCGAUAUAAAAUAACUGGAGUGGGGAUUGAUCAGCAUCCCGUUGGAGUAUUUGUCAUAAAUCAAAAGACUGGAGAAAUUAAUAUAACAAAAAUUGUAGAUCGAGAGGCAAAUCCAGAGUUUACUAUUAACUGUUUUGCUAUCAAUGCUAUCACUGAACAAUCUGUGGAAACAAAACUUGAACUUCGAGUUCGAAUUCUGGAUAUAAAUGACAAUCGACCAAUAUUUACGCAAACCAUGUUUUCAGGGUCAAUAAUAGAAAGCAGCAUGGAAAAUACAUUGGUGAUGAAAAUAACAGCUACAGAUGCAGAUGAGCCAAAUAAUUUGAAUUCCAAAAUUGCCUUCAAGAUUGUGAGUCAGACUCCUUCUGGUCCAUUCAAGUUUAUUUUGAACACAGAGACUGGAGAACUGCACAUUGCAAAUGCCCUUGACAGAGAGGAACAAAGUAAAUACACUCUAGUGGUGAGAGCCUCAGACAGGGAUGGAGGUCCAGGUGGAAUAUCAUCCGAAUGUUUAUGUCAGGUUACCGUUGAAGAUGUAAAUGAUAACUUUCCAAUGCUUUCACAGACCUCGUAUUCAGUAUCAAUAAUGGAAAAUUCACUCAGUCAAGAGCUGCUGAGGUUACAAGUAUUUGAUGCAGAUCAAGAGGGUACAGAUAAUUACUUUGCAGAGUUUUACUUUAUCUCUGGAAACGAACAAGGCAAUUUUGAAAUCAUACUUGACCAACAAACUAAUGAAGGUAUCCUGAAGGUUGUAAAGGAAAUUGAUUUUGAACAAUUUUCAAGCAUACCUCUGAGUAUUCGUGUGCAGAACAUCGCUCCUUUCCAUUCUUCAAUAUCUUCUCAAUAUCAAGCUCAAGCUACCCAAAUUACGGUACAAAUAAUCAAUGUUCUUGAAGGACCAACUUUUAGACCAAGUAAAAUGUCUGUUACUGCAUCUGAAGGCUUAACAAGUCAAAAUAUACUCACACAUAAGGUUACAACGGUCCAAGCCAUCGAUCAGGAUACUGGAAAAUUUGCAACCAAUGUCCGCUAUCAGAUGGGACGUGAUCCAGCUGCCUGGUUUAAUGUCAACCCAACAACUGGCCAGGUGACUUUUAGCAAAGUGAUUGAUCGGGAAUCCAUCUUUGUAACCAACGGGGUAUACACAGCAGAGGUGCUAGCUAUUUCUAGAGACAGUCCUUUCGGAACAGCCACUGGUACCAUUGUGCUUACAAUUCAAGAUAUCAAUGAUAACUGCCCAGUUGUAACAAAUGAAAUCAGACGAGUGUGUGUACAAAAUCCAUCAGUAGUAAUCACAGCUAAUGAUCUAGAUGGUAAUCCAUAUGGACCACCUUUUAAAUUUUCCAUAGUGGCUCAGUCUCCAGGAAGUUCGUGGGAUAUCAGAAUAGUGAAUGAUACCUCGGCAGCACUAUACUCCAACAAUAUUCAAUUUGUCAUUCAUGAGGUCCAAAUUGAAGUGUCUGACAACAGUGGCAGAAGAUGUGAAAUGCCACUGGUAGUUCCUUUGCAAGCCUGUCACUGUGAUUAUAAUGGAAACUGUGUUGAAUAUGCUACUCAAAGAAUCAAAGUUACUAUUAUUGGUGGUGGUGCAGGUGGUGGAGGAGGAGGAAUGGGUGGUGGUGGUGGUGGAGGAAUGGGUGGUGGUGGAGGAGGAAUGGGUGGUGGAGGAGGAGGAAUGGGUGGUGGAGGAGGAGGAAUGGGUGGUGGAGGAGGAGGAAUGGGUGGUGGUGGUGGAGGAAUGGGUGGUGGAGGAAUGGGUGGUGGUGGAGGAGGAAUGGGUGGUGGUGGUGGAGGAAUGGGUGGUGGAGGAGGAGGAAUGGGUGGUGGUGGUGGAGGAAUGGGUGGUGGAGGAGGAGGAAUGGGUGGCGGAGGAGAUGGUGGUACUGGUGUUGGUACUAGUGUUGGUUCUGGUGUUGGUACUGGUGUUGGUACUGGUGGUACUGGUGGUUAUGAAGGUAGUAUUAAUGGUGGUAUAGGUGGAGGAGGUGUUGGUGGAAGACAAGCAGGUGGAAUAACUGGACUCAGUCCUGCUGCCAUUGGUCUCAUGUUUCUUGGAGGAUUAAUAUUUGUGUUGGUGCCAAUUUUGAUGUCACAGAGUGGCUGUUGUGGCUAUUGUGGAUCUGGUCCUGCUGGUGGAGUUGGGGCUGGAUUUGAGCCUGUACCGGAAUGCACAGAAGGUGCGAUUCACUCAUGGGGAAUUGAAGGAGCGCAGCCUGAAGACCGAGAUGUUUCAAAUAUUUGUGGGCCUGGAAUAAUUAAAGGUAGAGAAGAUUAUGGUGACUCCUCUGAAAUCUGCGCAACGAAGUACCAAGAUAGAGGGAUGGUUGGUACAGGAGUUGAAGAAACAACAGCACUUGGUGCAACUAAAGAAUACGGAACAACCCUUGGUUAUGGGCAGACUUCAGGCUAUGGAACAAUGGGAAGAAAAGAAGCAUUUGGAACAAUUAAAGAAUACAGAGAAAGUGGAGUGAAUAUGGCUUUCUUAGACAGUUACUUUUCUGAGAAAGCGUUUGCCUAUGCUGACGAAGACGAAGGCAGACCUGCAAAUGAUUGUCUCCUGAUCUAUGAUCAUGAGGGUAUAGGCACUCCUGUUGGUUCCAUUGGCUGUUGCAGUUUUAUUGGAGAUGAUUUGGAUGACACCUAUCUGGAUACAUUGGGACCUAAGUUUAAGACCUUGGCAGAAAUCUGCUUGGGUAUAGAAAUUGAACCAUUCCCAGAUGAUAACUCACCUUGGCCAUCUCUGCCUAAUCCAGAUAUUGAUGUAAGCCUGCCACCGCCUGGAACUACCAUUGUUGUCAAUACAUCUUCGACUAUGCCUCCACCUACUGCUGUUGGUGGCACAACAGUUGUUACUGAAAACACUUACACAACAUCUUCUACUGUACAACCUCCGCCAAGGCCUAUACCUGAUCCUAUGGUCCAUGGUAACGUAGUAGUAACUGAAACAUAUACAUCGGGGUCAUCACUGAAACCUCCCACAAUUAACGUUGAUCCUCUGUGUGGAUCAAAUGUUGUGGUAACAGAAAGAGUGCUUGCUCCUGCCUCAGUCACCAAUUUGCAUGGCAUGAUAGAUAUUCCGGAGCUACCUGAUGGGUCAAACAUGGUAGUCACAGAAAGGGUAAUCGCUCCAAAUUCAAGAUUGCCCACCUCUAUGAGCAUUCCCGAUCUGGCUGAUGGGUCCAAUGUAGUUGUGACAGAAAGAGUGAUUCGACCUGCCACCGGCAUGCCAGGCAUUCAUUCUGAGCUAUCCGGUGGACGUAAUGUGGUGGUUACAGAAAGAGUGGUGUCUGGGGCAGGAGGAAUGAGCGGUGGGAUUGGUAGCAUGAGUGGCGUUGGGGGUCUAGGCAGCCUCACAGGUCAAAUGCUUGGUCCUGAUAAUCUCCUUAGUCAGACAAUUGGAUCUGCUUCCCCAGGUACAUCUCGAAGAAGGGUAACGAAGUACAGUACUAUACAGUAUUCAAAUCAGUAAGACCACUUACAUUUAUAAGUUGCUGCAAAGCUCCCCAUUUUUGUUAGAUUUGCCACUGAACAUUGUUUUUAUUAUUAUUUAUACAUAGCAAAUCACACUAAGGAAAAAAAAUGAAUGAUUCUUGUCUGUAAAAGAAUCUCUUAAAGCUAUCCAGUCCAAAAGGAAAUACAGAGGCAAUCUUAAUUCAGGAAAGCUCUGGUACAUUCCCCAUCCCAUCCCCACCCCAAAACUGCAGAAACCACUGGUUAGGCCUUUUGCACAUACUUGUUGUUGAAGAGCAUUGUUAAUCCAUCACACCACCUUCCUACAGUCAUUAAAUGAAAGUCCUCUGUAUUUGCUUGCUGUAUUGCUAUUAUUAUUAAUUUCUUUUUGCCAGCAUGGCCUUAGUGGCUUAUAGGAACAGCCUUAAACACUCACUGAGCUGUUUCAUUCAGUUCUGAAAUUGUUUAUCUUGUUUUAUAACACU